Molecule: messenger RNA, 600 nt
Organism: Penicillium maclennaniae
Lineage: Eukaryota; Fungi; Ascomycota; Eurotiomycetes; Eurotiales; Aspergillaceae
Product: GNAT family N-acetyltransferase
Exons: 1
Coding region: 1-600 (199 amino acids)
Molecular function (GO): acyltransferase activity, transferring groups other than amino-acyl groups
Source: RefSeq, a predicted model, not a curated record
AUGAAAGUCCCAACCGGCUCAUACAAACUGUCUAGCCACCCAGGCGACCGUUCCUUCAAAAUCCAAUCCACCACAAAAGACAUCACUCUCCGCAUCCCUACACUCAUUGAAACCACAACCCUACUAGACAUUCUAGGUAACCAAGAAAACUCCAAAUUCGAUAAAUCCAUCUCCGACGCCAGCACCCACGAACUCGAAAGCAUUGCUCACCGCUGGACAACAAUCUCGCACCCUCUGACACACCUCCAUUUUCUCAUCUGGAACGGUCAUACUCCGAUCGGGAUUACGGGAUUCGGAUGGAUAGGGCCUUGUGAUGACACUCAACCUGAUGGACCGCGUGCUGGUGCUGCGGGUAUUGUGCUUCAGCCAUUUGCGAGGGGCAAAGGGUUCGCGUAUGAGGCUUUGAAGCUAGUGUUCGAGUAUGGGUUGUGUGAGCUAGGGCUUGCAGAAAUUAGAAUUGGGAGUUAUUCUGAGAAUCUGCCGAUGAGGAUGGUGAUGAAGAAAUUUGGGUUGGUCGCGCGGACAUUUGGGGGAGUAGUUGAUGAGUUUGGGAAUGACCUUUUGUGGAUUGUUAGGCUGGAUGAUUUGGGCUCCUUCUAG